GGAGUUAUAGUUGCAGAACUGAAUCCAAAAAAGCGAUAAUCUUCGACAAGAAUGGUCCAAUUUGGCAUCUUGAUAUCAACGCUACUAGCACAGCUCGUGACGGCUUCCGACCGACAUAAGAUCGUCUACAAGAGCCUCCAACAAGCAACCAACGAAUGCAACCAGUAUAACGUCCAAGGGGGCUGUCUGACCCGUUGCGUAACUCAGAUCACCCGUGACUGGAACGACACCCUCGGAAUGUCCCCUGUGUACAGCCGUUUCUUCGAGCCGAAUCCAAACGACGUCUGCAGCAACAACCGCACCCAACGAUGCCUCCAGACUAAAAAUGCAACCAUUCCUACGCACAAAUCCUGCCUCCGAGCAUCCGAAGCCGUUCAGUGCUAUCUGGACCAGUACGGCGAGGUCAAUACGAUUGUUCCGCAGUAUGUUCGAUUCACCACCUAUCAGGAUGUGCAAAACCUCUUCGAUUGUGCCGCCAUACUGGGCUAUUGGAAUGUAGAACAGUUGGAUGCGAUAUUGAGAGACUCGGAGUUCAAGCGGCCAGAUACGCGAUGUGUGAUUCGCUGCGCUAUGAUCCGGUCGGGACUGUACAGUGAUGCGGAAGGGCUCAAUAUGGCGCGGUACUACGUAUUGUGCGGAGGGUACGACGAUGGCUUUUACCAGCGAGCGGCUGAAUGUGAAGCUCGUUUGCGACAGGAAGUUCCGUGCGAGGACAAGUGCUUACUGGCUCAGCGAAUGGCCAGUGAAUGCAUUGGGGAAGAUUACGAAACGUCAAUCAUGCAAAGAAAGGGCAAUACGUAUAACACGAUCUAUGCUAUACAGGGCAGUGAUGUAUACAACAUUGAUGGUCAAAAUGCGAAUUCAAACGUCGCUAUGACAUCCAUACAGCGUGAUAAAACCGUCAACAUUGAGAAUGUCAACUCUGAUUUUUACAAAUACGGCGAUACUGUUAAUGUAAAUAAAUAAGCAUA
Messenger RNA from Aedes albopictus (Asian tiger mosquito), 971 nucleotides. Its product is annotated as general odorant-binding protein 45. The transcript has 2 exons. Gene Ontology annotation, biological process: sensory perception of smell. The coding region runs from base 52 to 966 and encodes 304 amino acids. The record is from RefSeq and is a predicted model, not a curated record. Gene Ontology annotation, molecular function: odorant binding. Lineage: Eukaryota; Metazoa; Arthropoda; Insecta; Diptera; Culicidae.